Molecule: messenger RNA, 1125 nt
Organism: Mandrillus leucophaeus (drill)
Lineage: Eukaryota; Metazoa; Chordata; Mammalia; Primates; Cercopithecidae
Biological process (GO): translation
Cellular component (GO): ribosome; cytosolic large ribosomal subunit
Molecular function (GO): structural constituent of ribosome
Source: RefSeq, a predicted model, not a curated record
AUGGACAUUCAGGCCAUCAAGGCAUCUCUGCAAAAGGGACAAGUGAGAUUUCUCCAGAAGGCCUCUUCCCAGAUCAGCUUCCCAUUUGUGAAAAAGAAGCUGGAAGCGGAUUCCUGGACGACGAGGAGGAAGACAGAAGAGAGGGAGGAACAGGAACCAGAGCAGCAGGGCUCUGAAUUUAGAAACCUGGCCGUGCUCUUUGGAUCUGAUUUGGCCCGAGAAUGCAAGCAUCAGAUAAAAAUAACAAGUCACACAGUAGAGGACGGAUCUCCGGCUUCUCCGGCGCCCGGGGCCGCACAUGCCCAGCUUAUCAUUCAAUCUGCAGCAAAGGGGAGAAAAGCUGAAUUUUGCAAAGCUGACUUUGCAAAUAUUACCUUUGCCUCUGUCUUCGAGAAGGCCAAGCUCCCACUGACGUCAAAGGCAGUUGGCCUGUGGGGAAUGUGCGGGCUCAGUCAGAGUGCGUGUCCAGUGCCUUGGUGGAAAAUGCAGCCGGCAGGCCUGCGGGGUGGGGCCCUGGGCUGCCCUUCAGCAGCAAGUGCAACUGCCUUCAGAGAGGAAUUAAUGGAGAAUCCUCAGGUCCUGGAACUCAAGUCCAUCUAUCUUGUGUUCUGGGAUUCCAUGGGCCCCUCUGAAUUUGCCAAGAUGACGAACACAAAGGGAAAGAGGAGGGGCACCCAAUGUAUGUUCUCUAGGCCUUUUAAAAAACAUGGAGUUGUUCCUUUGGCCACGUAUAUGCGAAUCUAUAAGAAAGAUGACACUGUAGGCAUCAAGGGAAUGGGUCCUGUUCAAAAAGGAAUGCCCCCAAAUGUUACCGUGGCUAAACUGAAGAGCUACAAUGUUCCCCAGCAUGCUGUUGACUUUGUUGUAAACAAACAAGUUAAGGGCAAGAUUCUUGCCAAGAGAAUUAAUGUGCGUACUGAGCACAUUAAACUCUCUAAGAGCAGAGCUAGCUUCCUGAAACGCGGGAAGGAAAAUGUUCAGAAAAAGAAAGAAGCCAAAGAGAAUGGUGCCCGGGUUCAACUGAAGCACCAGCCUGCUCCACCCAGAGAAGCACACUUUAUGAGAGUCUGGGGGAAGGAGCCUGAGCUGCUGGAGCCUCUUCCCUAUGAAUUCAUGGCAUCAUAG